Cryptomeria japonica (Japanese cedar) is the source of this 1437-nucleotide messenger RNA. RefSeq names its product protein neprosin-like. The record is from RefSeq and is a predicted model, not a curated record. Bases 1 to 1437 code for a protein of 478 amino acids. The transcript is spliced from 9 exons. Lineage: Eukaryota; Viridiplantae; Streptophyta; Pinopsida; Cupressales; Cupressaceae.
AUGCAGGAAAUGGACUUUACUGCAAGGCCGAGAUUGGCUGUGCUUGACUUGAUCGUUCUUCAACAACCUGCGAAACAAAAGGAAGUCAAUAUUGUGGUGAAUAAAGAGAUAACUAACAAGAGGGAUGUGGCAACAGAGCCACCGAUAGGAAAUAUUGUAGUUGGAAACACUGAAAUUGGGAACGAGCAACAAACUGAAAUAUCAAAUGAUCCCCUGGAUACAAGAAAGGUAGAUACCAUAGGUGCACAAACUAAUGUAUCUACUGAGUCACCAAUAGUAGACAAUACAGAGUUGAUAUUGGCAGCUGAUUUGAACAAUGAUACCAUCAAUGAGAUGUCUAAGCUGCAAACUAUGGCCAUUGAUGAAUAUAUAAAUUACGUCAAUCCCCCAGCGGUGCAUAAAUUUCAGAACGCCAAUGGAGAGAAAGUACUUUGUGUAAAAUAUGACAACCAGAUAUCCCUUCAAUCGGGAAAGAAUAGCAAAGGUUCAAGGGAUAAUUUUGUGUACAAAAAUUCGUCGGUAGAAGAGUGCCCAGAGGGAAGUGUGCCCAUCGUGGAGAUCACACGUGAGCGUGUUGAAAGAGCAGGAUCUCUGAGACAAUACUUAAAUACAGGAUUGUACGAUGACACAAAAGAAAAUAAGGAGUACGCAGUAGUACAAAUUAUACCAAGGGGAAGCCAGGAGAUCCAUGAAAUCAAAGCGGCUUUCAAUGUAUGGCAGCCUUCCGUGGACACCAGUAAUUCAGUUUAUAGUGCCGCUCAAAUGCGUGUUGUCCAUCGGAAUCUUGAUGGGUCAAUAAACGAAAAUAUGGAAGCUGGAUUGAUGGUUUACCCCAGUCACUAUGGGAGUCCACGCGUUACAUUUUAUAUUGUCCAUAAGCUUUCCCGCGAGGGUGAGGAACAAAUUUGCUUCGACCUAUGUUGUAAUGAUUUUAUUCAAGAAGGAACAGAAUUCUAUCCAGGAAUGCCAGUUCAUCCUAUUUCUGUAUAUGAUGGUGCACAAACGGACAGCACCAUAAGCAUAAGAAGAGAAACCAGGGAUAACAAUACAGAAAAUCUAGUGUGGGCAGUAUAUUUACAAGACAAGUUAGUGGGUCAUUGGCCUGCAGGGAUUUUCAAGGACUUGACAUAUUAUGCGAAUUGGGUCCAAAUUGGAGGACAUGUAGUGGUAAAAUCUGCUGAUAGAUCGACUCCGUACCCCAAGACGCAGAUGGGUAGUGGACACUUCCCUAAAUAUGGUUAUAAGAAAGCAGCUUAUAUUAGGAACAUACAAUUGUUUACUAUUAAUGGUGUUCUUAUAACUGAAAGUGACAGGAGUUAUCGGGUAACUAGGGAAAGUUGUUAUGGUGUACAAGGAUAUAUGGAAAACGAUAACUAUUGGGGACAUCAUAUAAAUUAUGGAGGUCCUGGAGGUGAAGAUCUUCUUUGUACAUAUUGA